Messenger RNA from Haemonchus placei, 429 nucleotides. The record is from the annotation of a GenBank genome assembly. Lineage: Eukaryota; Metazoa; Nematoda; Chromadorea; Rhabditida; Trichostrongylidae.
AUGGUCGGUCAGAAUGUGAGCGUUUUUGGGAUUUCUCAAACAUCGCUCAUCUACUUCGAAUGCAAUUUGGUUCUAAUUCCGAAAAGUGACGGACAAUGUGAGGUACCGCAAUGUUCAGAGACGACUAAUCGUACGAGAAGAAGUUUCGAAGAUCUCGAGGACCAUGCCUUCGAGGUACAGUCACAAAGAAUCGAAGUGUCCGAACUCGGUAUGAUGCCAGACGCCAAGAGCGAUAUGGUCCAACCGGUAGAACUCGUCUGCCACGACAAACCCUCUUCUUCACGACGCAAUCAGAUUUGUGUGGCAUUUAAUCCGUUCAUUAUUUUCCUUGGUGGAAUGAUUGCGAUGGCCGUCUUCGCAGCGUUCGUAGCCGUGAUGAUAUCGUUACAACGAUACCGACAUUAUUCCAUAUCCCAUACGAUCUGUUAG